AUGAAACUACUAGAGGUCAAAUGCAUCAUCCAUUGCAGCUCUGUUGGGUUCAACAGAUUAUUUCUGGCAAUGCUCACCUUCCUUAUGUUUCCAAUUUACUUGACGAUGACUUAUUCUGCAUCGCCUAUUAUUCCAAACACUACUUACAUCCUUGCAUGGAAUGUUCCAACUGAAAAAUGUCCUAAGGCAUAUAAUGUGACAAUAAAUCUGAGCAUCUACUCAUUUGUAGGAUAUCCUACCAAAAAUACCACUGGACAAAAUGUUACAUUGUUUUAUGUGGAUAGACUUGGUCUAUAUCCUCACAUAAAUAGGAGAACUAAUGAAGAUGUGAACGGAGGUAUUCCCCAGUGUGGAAAUCUAACAGUUCACUUGGAAGAAGCCAGUAAAAACAUUGAAAAAUAUAUAAAAAACGAUUCUGUAGGCUUGGCUGUUAUUGACUGGGAGGACUGGAGACCCCUCUGGGAUAGAAAUUGGGGUUCAAAACAUAUUUACAGGAACAAAUCUAUUGAGGUGGUUAGGAAAAAUAAUAAAAGUCUUGAUGACCUUGCGAUUAAUAGGACAGCGAAAACAGAAUUUGAAAAGGCAGCAAUGGAUUUUAUGCUAGAAACAUUAAAAGUGGGCAAAUUCUUAAGACCAAAGAACUAUUGGGGUUUUUACCUUUUCCCUGAUUGUUACAAUCAUCGGUAUACGAAAAGAGAAUAUAAUGGAAGUUGCUUUGACAUAGAGAAAGCAAGAAAUGAUCGACUCGACUGGUUGUGGAAUGAAAGCACUGCUCUUUACCCAUCCAUUUACUUGACUAAAAACUUAAGUUCAAAUACACGGGCGGCGCUCUUUGCCAGAAAUCGGGUCCAGGAAGCCAUUCGGGUAUCUACAAAGCGAGGUGUUGAAAAUCCACUUCCGGUUUUUGUGUAUGUCCGUCCAGAUUUUACAGAUGCUCCUGGAGAUUUUCUUUCUGAGUUUGAUCUUGUGAAUACUAUUGGUGAGAGUAUUGCUCUAGGAGCCUCUGGAAUUAUACUAUGGGGAAGCGUCAAUUACAGUGUAAGUGAGGAUUCAUGCAACAAUCUAACCAAUUACCUGAACAAAGUCCUAAAUCCUUACUUACUGAAUGUUACCCAAGCAGCCGAAAGGUGUAGCCAAGUGCUCUGUAAAGGGCAAGGAAUAUGUAAAAGGAAACAUUGGAACUCAACUGACUAUCUUCACCUGAAAGAAGAAACAUUUAGGAUUGUAAAUGGGGACAUUAAAGAGUCCAAAGUGAAUGAGAAUUUCACAAACCUAAAUGUGGAAGAAUUUGCUACAAAAUUUGAGUGCAGCUGUUAUUCCAAUAUGGAUUGUAAUCAGACAAAUUUUUAG
Messenger RNA from Sorex fumeus (smoky shrew), 1350 nucleotides. Its product is annotated as hyaluronidase PH-20-like. The transcript is spliced from 3 exons. Gene Ontology annotation, cellular component: acrosomal vesicle. Gene Ontology annotation, molecular function: hyalurononglucosaminidase activity. Bases 1 to 1350 code for a protein of 449 amino acids. Gene Ontology annotation, biological process: hyaluronan catabolic process; carbohydrate metabolic process. Lineage: Eukaryota; Metazoa; Chordata; Mammalia; Eulipotyphla; Soricidae. The record is from RefSeq and is a predicted model, not a curated record.